Messenger RNA from Arachis stenosperma, 509 nucleotides. RefSeq names its product MYB-like transcription factor ETC3. Gene Ontology annotation, cellular component: nucleus. The transcript has 4 exons. Bases 73 to 369 code for a protein of 98 amino acids. Gene Ontology annotation, biological process: cell differentiation. The record is from RefSeq and is a predicted model, not a curated record. Lineage: Eukaryota; Viridiplantae; Streptophyta; Magnoliopsida; Fabales; Fabaceae. Gene Ontology annotation, molecular function: transcription cis-regulatory region binding.
UUAUUAUAUAUAUUUGAAGUUUGAAAAGAAAGAGAAUUAUAUUUGCUCUGUUGUGGGCUCUCAUAAAAUAUAAUGGAGGAGCGCCGUUCCCAGAAGAAUAAGGCAAAGCUCUCUACAACUGCAAGUACUAACUCUGAAGAAGUGAGUAGUAAUGAGUGGGAAUUUAUAGAAAUGAGCGAGCAAGAGGAGGAUCUUAUUCGCAGGAUGUAUGGCCUUGUUGGCGAUAGGUGGGAUUUGAUAGCCGGGCGCAUUCCAGGUCGUAAAGCAGAAGAAAUUGAGAGAUUCUGGAUUAUGAGACAUGGCGAUGCUUUUUCUCUUAGAAGAACAAAUAAUCAACAACAACAACAACGUAAACCCAAUAACUCGUGAUUUUCUCCCCGUAUAUAAAUUUUGUAUUUGUUACGUUCGUUUAUUGUAUUCCUUCUCGUGCGUUAUUAGUUGAACACUUGCAUCAAUUCGUCAUAUAUAUACAUAUGUGCCACGCAGAAACUAUGGAAUGAGUUAGUUAA